Messenger RNA from Camelus dromedarius (Arabian camel), 1947 nucleotides. RefSeq names its product lysine rich nucleolar protein 1 (gene KNOP1). The transcript has 6 exons. The coding region runs from base 143 to 1522 and encodes 459 amino acids. NCBI's taxonomy places the organism in Eukaryota, Metazoa, Chordata, Mammalia, Artiodactyla, Camelidae. The record is from RefSeq and is a predicted model, not a curated record.
GAGGCUGACUUCCGGGUCACGGCGGAGCGGGCUCUCACGUGGAGGCGGGGAAGUUUGGCCUACGGGGUUGAAGAGGAGGAUAUUCAGUGCUCAAGAGGAGGAUGCUACAGUGUUCUGAACCGCAGAAAUAGGGAGAGAAGGAAUGAUCACUAAGACCCAGAAAGGAGACCUGGGCCUUGGGCUCCCAGAGAAAAAGAAGAAGAAGAAAAGGAAGGCAGUCAAAGAACCAGAGACUCAAUACUCAGCUUUAAACAGUGACACUUAUUCUGCUGAGGUUUGUCCCACAAGAGUCACAUCACCCUCGAAGAAUGUGGUCCAAGGGCCGGCACCCGAAAUGCCUUUAGUAAAGAAAAAGAAGAAAAAAAAGAAGGGUCACAGCACUGGCUGCGGAGAGCCCCUAGAACCUGAGACCACAUCACGGGCUGGACAGACUGAAAUGUCGCCCAGCCCCGGGAAGCAGGUGCUUGGUCCAUCCGAGCUCAGUGGGGAGAAGAAAAAAGGAAAGAGGAAGUCCUUGUCCCCUGGCUUGAGGGUGAAGACCUCCCCAGAACCCAGGCAAGGUGACGAGGUGACCAGAGUUGGCAAGAAGCUCAAAAAACAAAAGAAGGAGAAAAAGGGUCAGGAAACCACAGCCAUCUCAGCCAGGGACCCUUGGUGCUGUGAGGCUGGGGAUGCUCCCUACACUUGCUCAGUAGUGAAGGAUGGUGAGGAGCAGGCAGCCUCGGGGCAGAAACGGAAGCAGGGGAGCUCCAAGGAACACAGCAUGAAGAUGAAGAAGAAAAAGAAAAUCCAUCAAGAGGGAGAUACCCCCCUGGGACACCCCAAGCUCUCCAUGUCUGUGGAGAGCAGCUCUAGGAAAAGAAGUAAAAAGAAGCCAAUCAAAGUCGAGGCUCCAGAAUACAUCCCUCUAGGAGAUGGCCCCAGGACCCCUGCAAAGAAGAAAAUGAAGUCCAAGAAAAAAGCAGAACACACAGGCAUUGAGGAGUCAAUUUUGAAGAGGAAGAAGAAGAAGAAGAAGAAGAAGAAGCAGGAGAGCAGAGCAGCAGCAGAACCUUGGGAGGAGGAGCCCGACACAGACUUAGAGGUGGUGUUGGAAAAGAAAGGCAACAUGGACGAGACACACAUAGACCAGGUGAGGCGAAAGGCCUUGCAAGAAGAGAUCGAUCGUGAGUCAGGCAAAACAGAAGCUUCUGACACCAAGAAGUGGACAGGAACUCAGUUUGGCCAAUGGGAUACUGCUGGUUUUGCAAACGAGGAACAGAAACUGAAAUUUCUCAAACUCAUGGGGGGCUUUAAAAAUCUGUCCCCUUCAUUCAGUCGCCCCCCCAGCACGACCAGAAGGCCCAACAUGGCUCUGAGCAAGAAGGCGGCCGACACCCUGCAGCAGAACCUGCAGCAGGACUACGACCGGGCCCUGAGCUGGAAGGCCAGCCGCGGGGCAGGCCUCGGCUUCGCCCCUGCCCCGGGCAAGGUCUUCUACAUUGACAGGAACGCGUCCAAGUCAAUCAAGUUUGAAGAUUAAACGCUACUGCCCUGUCCCCCAGAACAGCCACAGUUGCUUUUAUUGUUGUGUUAUGCAGAUGAAAGCCACAGGACAGUUGUCUGGAAUCGAACUCCUGCAGAGAUUAAGGGCAACUAUGUUGUCGCGCCUGGACAGACUGGGGUGAGGGCAGCUCAGGUUUCAGGAGCCAGGAGAUCGUGUGAGGGGCUAAACCGCCUGUGUGCUGUGUGAAGCGUUCCAUCCGUUCGUCCUGCGGUGUGUGUACGUAGGAAUAGCUAACGUUUGUCGAGUGCUGAGUGUGUGCCAGGCACAUAGUGAAGUGUCUCCCUUGCAUUAAUGUAUUUAAUCUUCAUAACUAUGAAACAGGUGCUAUUAUCAUCCCCAUCUUAUAGAUGAGGAAACCGAGGUUCAGGGAGGAAGUAAUAAAGUUGCCUGGGGUCACCCAA